AUGCAGAUCAUCAAACUUCCAUGGCUCUGUCAUCAAGAAGAGCAGAGGAAGUUCGAGGUUUACACAAUUUCCGUUUCUGCUGAUGGUAAAAGACUAGCUUCUGGAGGUUUAGAUGGUAAGAUCAAAAUAUGGUCUAUGGACUCAAUUUAUCAAUACAAGAGGAGCGAUAAAGAGAAUGAUCUUAGGUACUUACAAGGUUCAGUUCAGUCGGAUGAAUCAAAAAAUGCAUUGAAAGUUAGUGAGAAUAUCUGUCGUCCUCUCUGUUCUAUGUCAAGACACACUGGAGCUGUCACUUGUCUUCGAUUUUCUCCAAACAAUAGAUUCCUGGCUUCUGGCUCGGACGAUAAAAUAGUGUUAAUAUGGGAACAAGAUGAAGAGUAUGAGUACGAUUCUUCUGUUAUGGAGGGCAUGAACCCAGUUUUUUCCAACGGGUCAUCUGGAGAUCAAAUGGACAUGGAGCGCUGGACUGUCCGUAAAAGAUUAGUGGCUCAUGAUAAUGACAUUCAGGACAUGGCUUGGGCGCCCGAUGGCAGCAUCCUUGUUACCGUGGGUCUCGAUAGAUCAAUUAUCAUAUGGAACGGACAAACAUUUGAAAAAAUGAAAAGGUAUGACAUUCACAAUUCUCACGUAAAGGGAAUUGUGUUUGAUCCUGCAAACAAAUAUUUCAUUACAUCUUCUGACGAUAGAACUUGCCGUGUCUUCAGAUAUCACAAAACUUCACCCACUGAGAUGAUUUUUAGUGUGGAACAUGUGAUUACAGAACCGUUCACCAAAUCUCCAAUGACGACUUAUUUUCGAAGAUUGUCGUGGUCACCAGAUGGUUUAAGUAUUGCUAUUCCAAACGCAACAAAUGGACCUGUUUCCUCCGUGGCAAUCGUAAACAGAGGGUCUUGGGAAUCUGAUAUUAGCUUGAUUGGUCAUGAUUCCCCUUGCGAAGUUGUGUCAUUCUGCCCUCGACUAUUCGAAGUGGCAACUUCCAAAGAAGAGAAACAGCUAUGUUCUGUUCUAGCCACUGGUGGUCAAGAUAAAACUCUAGCAAUUUGGAAUACAGCUCGUCCGAAGCCACUAGUUGUCAUUCAUGACAUUGUCUAUAAAGCAAUCACGGAUCUGUGUUGGACACCGGAUGGUGAUGUUCUGACAAUUAGUUCACUAGAUGGCACAAUAACAGUUAUAGUAUUUGAAAAUAACGAUUUAGGGGUGAAGACUCCGAUAGAACGGAACCAAGAGCAGCUGGAAAUUUAUGGAGGGGAAAGAGAAGGCAUGGUAUUUCCUGAAAGUGUAGAACAGUUAAUACUUGAAGAAAAAAGUCACAAUGCCCAGUUACUCUUAAGAAACCCUCAUCUUGAUCAAAUGAUGGAGAAGAGAAUACCUCAAACCGCAAUAAGAACUACCCUGCAACAUAAAGUCGUUAAACCGAAAAAAGUCAAUAAUAUAAACGUCCUAAAGACUCAGAAAAUUACUAUGAAGAAUGGGAAGAAAAGGGUUUCGCCUCUGUUGUUGACUUCUAGUUCCUCAACCAGUAAUAGGUUCAUACCCGUACCCAACAAAGAACGAGAAAAUCUGACGAGCAACUUGUUAUCAAAAAGUACUUAUAAAUUUCCAAAAAAUGGUCUUCCUUCAUUGACCACCUCUUUAAGACCAAACGUUGAGAUUCAGACACCAAAGGAGGAGUCGGUUCUUCAAGAGGAAGACAUUAAUAUUGAUCAUAUUGAACAUCACCACCAUUUGAAGAACUCUGUUCCCAAGACCAAUAAUUCAUCAAAUGCAUUCAAAAAGAAAAGAGAUCUGGCUUUCCCUGAAUUUUUACGUCCAGCUAUACGAUCCGUUGUGACUGUAUUUCCUGAAAUGAAGUUUCAACCUAAAGUUUUGGUUGUACUUGCUCCACCUACCACGGAAACUAAUAUCGAAACCAAUGAAAAAGUAGAACUGGAAUCGUCAAUCGAAAUUCGCAACCAAGUGGAACCCAAAGACUUGAAUCUUUCUAAAGUCUAUUCUAGUGACACUAAUGGCAACAGAAGAUUUGAGCUGACUUUUCAAAUGAAUCUCAAUAAUGCAAUAUCAACAUCAGACAAUCAAUGGGCUUUGUCUAGUGACACAGGAUCAAUUAUAGUAGUGUCUUCUGCAGGAAGAAUAACUUCCCCGAUCCUAGAAGUCGGGGCAUCCGUCUGUGUCUUAAGAUCGUACAACGAACACCUUUUGGCAAUAACUUGUGAAGGAACAUGCUUUUCAUGGAAUUUAAAGAAGCAAGAAUGUGUUCUAAACAGCAUUUCAUUAGCACCUAUAGUCAAUUCACACAUGCUAGUUAAGAAAGUUGGAGAUGCAAGGAACUAUUCUAUUGUAUCUGCCGAAGGAGACAACAAUCCGUUACCCCAGAUUCUAGACUGCGAACUUUCCAAAAAUGGCGCUCCAAUUGUGGCUCUUAGCACGAAAGACAUCUACUCUUAUUCAAAGAAAAUGAAAUGCUGGAUCCAUUUGAUUGAUUCGAAAUACUUUGAAUUGUUGGGUGCUGACAAUGCACUGUUUGAGUGUGUGGAAGCGCUAGAAGGUCCAAUUGGAAUGCUAAUUCAUAGAUUGGUAGAUGAGUUCUUCCAUGAAAACACUGCCGGUAAAAAACUCAAACUUUACAACAAGCGAGUACUGGAGGACCUUUCAAAUUCACUUGAAGAACUAGGUGAAAAUGCGUCUCAAUUAAGAGAGAAACUUGACAAACUCUAUGGUGAUGAGGUUGAGGCUUCUUGA
Molecule: messenger RNA, 2739 nt
Organism: Komagataella phaffii GS115
Lineage: Eukaryota; Fungi; Ascomycota; Pichiomycetes; Pichiales; Pichiaceae
Exons: 1
Coding region: 1-2739 (912 amino acids)
Biological process (GO): DNA-templated transcription; regulation of DNA-templated transcription; chromatin remodeling
Cellular component (GO): nucleus; HIR complex
Molecular function (GO): protein binding; nucleosome binding
Source: RefSeq, a predicted model, not a curated record